ACCUCUUUUUUUUCUCGUUAAUUUUCGUGCAGCUCCAUGCUUCGUUACCAUCGAGGCCUUUUUCUCAUUGUCUCACUGGAGAAACAAAUCGCCAAUCGUCAGACAAGUGGAGCAUGAACCGGUUGGAUCGUGUGGGAAUUUUGAGCAAACUUUGUUGUUGCUUUCAAGGCUCAACUUUGCAACCUCGACUCUGGCUGCAAAAUCUGGAUGUAGUCUCAGUGCUCAAAAUGGCGGCCUCUCAGCUUGUUCUCACAGAUGGAAAGCUGACACUCAACGUAAGGUGGCUGUUUCAAAAGGCUCGCAUCACCCUCGUAACAGGCGAAGAGACCACAGCAACCAACGCGAAGCUUGCCAAAAAGGCGUCCUUGGAAAAUUUCUCCCGCUGUGUCUUGCACGAAAGAGUUAAACGAUCGGACGGUAGCUGGGGCCGAUCCCGGUCCUGCGCUGUGAUUGGCGCAACCUCGCGUCCGGGAAAUUCAAUGGUUAAGCCUUUGGUCCUGCGCUGUGAUUGGCUCAACGUCGGAGCGGGAAAUUCGACGGUUAAGAUUGCCCAUCCCGGUCCUGUGCUGUGAUUGGCUGAGAGUUGAUCCGGGUCCUGCGCUGUGAUUGGCGCAACGUCGCGUCGGCUUAAAGUUGAGCGGGAAAUUCAGCGGCUAAGAUUGCCCAUCCUCGUCCUGCGCUGUGAUUGGCGUUGGCUUGAGGGAAAUUUAACGGCUAAGAUUGCCAUCCUAGUCUUGCGCUCUGAUUUGCGGAGCAAACUUAUAAAUACAUUUGGUUGAAUCCGUGCUCCUUUGCUUUCAUUCUGUCAUGGAAAACUUUGCUAGGGUUUUAGAAAGAGAGGAAAGAAUGAUAGGCAUCUCUUUUAGUCCGUACCUGUCGGAAGAUGUCCAAAUCCAAGCAGUGGGGGAAGGUCGCGGUAUCUGUGCGAUCUGCGAUAUAGAUCCAGGGACUCUAGUACUGCUCGAGAGUGCUCUUCUCUCCGCAAAAGAAAUAGGAAAAGACAGUCCUAUCCACGUUCUUCAAUGCUUGGGGGAUGUGAGUCAACUUCAUGACGGUACCACCCGUGCAUACUCUACUCCUCCGGAUUUCUCAGCUGCAAUCGCGGAUAUCGAUCCGGAACAUGCUAAACGCGUGUGGGACACGAAUGUAUUUGUGAAUGCAGCGUCACAAACCCAUGUCCUCGGGCGGUACACAUCUCUCAUCAAUCAUUCCUGCAGCCCUAACGCCUACGUGGCCUACCUAGCGAACUCCACCGUCCUUUGCGUGAGGACGACGAAGCCUGUUUCCGCUGGAGACGAAAUCUCAAUUGCAUAUAUCAACGUGCUCGCGCCAGCGUUCCAGCGCCACCAGGAGCUCCGACCAUUUGGAAUCAAAAGCUGCUACUGUUCUCGAUGCAAGGAGGAAGACACGCUUCCCACAACUAUCACUAAUCUCUUGGAGUCCCACGCUUCUUCUUUUGAAAAGAAAGAGGAGAGAACACCCGAAGAUACCGAUCGGAAGUUCGAAGCGCUUACUGCGAUUGUGAAUGCCGCCGAAAAAGAAGGGCUUAGAGGUGUGGUGUAUCCUAUGCUCGGGAUCUUGGCCCUAGAAUUGGGCCUGUGGGAGUUCUACCUCGAAGUAGCGGACAAGAUUUGCCCUUGCGAUGAAACAGCCGCGAUUGUGCGAGCUCGCAUGCGCGAAUCACAGGGUUGACGCUGCUCUGUUGCUUGUGGAAUAAAAAAAAUAAAGUUCUUUGUUCUUUCGUU
Molecule: messenger RNA, 1745 nt
Organism: Selaginella moellendorffii
Lineage: Eukaryota; Viridiplantae; Streptophyta; Lycopodiopsida; Selaginellales; Selaginellaceae
Exons: 4
Coding region: 808-1692 (294 amino acids)
Molecular function (GO): protein binding
Source: RefSeq, a predicted model, not a curated record